AUGUCAAUCGUUACCUUCUCUCUUCUUAAUUACUUUCCUUUCAUUGCUCUCUCUCUCUCUCUCUCUCUCUCUCUCUCUCUCUCUAAUAUUUUUCUCAUAUUUUCUCACACUCAUUUUCUUCUUUUUUUGGUCUUGUUGUCUGCUUCAAUUUCAUUUCUUUCAGAGAAGUGUUUCCGUAUAAUUUUUGCCUCGUUUUCGCCUUUGUUUUUCUUUUACCUUUCUACCUCUUGUUUGAUAACUCUUCUUUCCUGUGAUUCACGGAUACUCACCAGACCAACAAUCUCGCUAGCGUCAUUCAAUCUUCUUUUCGCAAAAGUAAUUCGACUUCUCUCGAUUCUGCCUGCGUUCUGCUCGCUAAUUGGUUUUUCUUCCUUUUUAUCUGAAACCUUCCAUUUUUUUUUUUACAAUUUCUUUCUUAUUUACCUUUUUCUUUUUUUCUUUCGUUUUCUUUCUUUAUUUUUCUUAUUAUUUUGCUUUUUUCUUUUUUUUUCUUCUUUUUUAUUCUCUUUUUUUUCUUUCUUUUUUUACCUUUUUUUAUUAGAUUUUUCUUCUUUCUUUCUUAUUUAUGUUAUUCAUUUUCUUUCUUCCUUUCUUCCUUUCUCAUUUUCUUUUUCUUUGAUGCUUCUUUUUUUCUUUCCGUCUUAUCCACCAUUUUCUCUUUUCUUUCCUUCUUACUUUCUCCUUUAUCUUUCUUUCUUUUUCUUAUUUAACUUUUCUUUCUUAUUUACUUUUCUUUAUUCUUUUUCUUCCUUUUGUUCUUUCUACCUUUUUCUUUUUUUAUUUUACUUCUUUCGUUUUUUGUUUGUUUCUUUCUUUUUUACGUUUACUUUUCUUUCUUUCUGUCUUUCUUUCUUUCUUUCUUUCUUUCUUUCUUUACACUAUCAAUUCUUAUUCUUAUUUUUUAUUUUUCUUUCUUUUUUUUUUACAUUAUCAUUUCUUAUUCUUUUCUUCCUUUUACAUUUUUUUUUUUUUACUUUCUUUUUCUUUCUUUGCCUUGUCUUCUUUCUUUUUUCUUUGUUUCUUUCUUUCUUUUUAACGUUUACUUUUCUUUCUUUCUUUCUUUCUUUCCGCUUAACCAUUUCUUUCUUUAUUUAUUUCUUUACACUAUCAGUUCUUAUUCUUUCUUUCUUUUGGAUUUACGUAAUGUAUCUACUUCUGACUUUCUUUCCCUUGUCUUCUUUCUUUUUUCUUUAUUUUCUUCUUUCUUACUUACCGUUUUUUUUUUUUUUUUUUCUUUCUUUCUUUCUUUCUUUCUUUCUUUCUUUACACUAUCAACUAUUAUUCUUUCUUUCUUUUGCAUUUACCUUAUCUAUUUACUUCUUACUUUCUUUGCUUGUCUUCUUUCUUUCUUUCUUUCUUUGUUUCUUUUUUCUUUUUUCUUAA
Acanthosepion pharaonis is the source of this 1383-nucleotide messenger RNA. The record is from the annotation of a GenBank genome assembly. Lineage: Eukaryota; Metazoa; Mollusca; Cephalopoda; Sepiida; Sepiidae.